This is a messenger RNA of Gadus chalcogrammus (walleye pollock), 1168 nucleotides long. It is a transcript of the gene mrpl23, whose product is annotated as mitochondrial ribosomal protein L23. Lineage: Eukaryota; Metazoa; Chordata; Actinopteri; Gadiformes; Gadidae. The coding region runs from base 81 to 545 and encodes 154 amino acids. The record is from RefSeq and is a predicted model, not a curated record. Gene Ontology annotation, cellular component: ribosome; mitochondrial large ribosomal subunit. Gene Ontology annotation, biological process: mitochondrial translation. Gene Ontology annotation, molecular function: structural constituent of ribosome. The transcript is spliced from 5 exons.
AACACUUCAAUGCACAUGGAUCAUAUCAACUAGACCUUCAAAACAACUUGAAUACAAGAAUCCCAACGUCUACCGCAGCCAUGGCAGCAAAGAAACUAAUAUACCCUCUCUACCAGCUCGGAAACCCCCAGCUGCGGCUCUUCAGACCCAACUGGGCCCUGACCCUGGUGCGGCCCGGCCGGGAGCAGCCCUCAGACACCGUCCAGUUCCGCAUCCCCAUGGAGAUGACCAAGUGUGAUGUGAAGAACUACCUGGAGAAGGUUUACAGUGUUCCAGUGGGAGCGGUCCGCACUAGGAUCCAGUUUGGUUCCAACAAGAAGAGAAACCAUCUGAACCAGAAGGUUAAACAGCCUGAUUAUAAAGUGGCCUAUGUGCAGCUGGCUCAGGACCAGGUGUUUGUGUUCCCGGACAUCUUUGUGGAGAAGAGCUCUGAGGAGGGAGAGGGCUCCAUGGAGCAGAUGCAGAAGCAGUUCAUGGAGGACGAGAAGCAGCGGCAGCGGGGAGACCCCCGCAGGGCAGGGGUCACCGAAUGGUUUGGCCUCUAGCCGCGGCCCAGAGACCAAGAUGUGUGUGUGUGUGGGCGUCUCUUUCAGACCAUCAUGAUGUACCUGUGAUGUGUGUGUGUGUGUAUGUGUGGGCUUGGAGAUGUUUCAGUUGAUUUAAUUUGCUAAUUUUGUUGGUAAGAGGCUGAAAUGAAAAACUUUGUGUGUGUGAGGCUGAAGUCCAGUAGCGGGCCAGAACCGCAUAGAGGAGUGUAGAGGCCCGGGUCCAUCUGGUUCAGAACCGCUCUCUCCUCGGAUGACCUGCUUCCUUCUCUCCUCCCCUCCUCACUCUGUCCUUCUACCUCUCCUCUAGCUUACUUCAUCCUCAGGUCUUUUCUUUCUGGACCACCUCCUCGCAUGUCUUAUUUUCAUAUUUUUCUCCUUAACCCCCCCCCCCCCCCCACUUCAUGUUGCUCUAACAAUGCUUCAGGGUUGUGUCCUCAGCAGCCCCUUCACCUCUCCCCACAACUGUGAGCGGCUGAGCAGCUCGGUGUGUGCGUGUGUGUGUGUGUGUGUAAACUAACCCUGUUAGUGUGUGGAAGCUGUGAAUUGCUUAGUCAACACUAAGUACUGUUAGCAUGAGAAUUUCUAAAUAAACAGUCUUUUCCAAAACCUCUGGCCUGUUU